Candoia aspera is the source of this 628-nucleotide messenger RNA. RefSeq names its product NADH:ubiquinone oxidoreductase subunit B7 (gene NDUFB7). NCBI's taxonomy places the organism in Eukaryota, Metazoa, Chordata, Lepidosauria, Squamata, Candoiidae. Gene Ontology annotation, cellular component: mitochondrion. The transcript has 3 exons. Bases 80 to 460 code for a protein of 126 amino acids. The record is from RefSeq and is a predicted model, not a curated record.
ACUCCUCGCCUGGUUCCGGUUCCGGGGGAGAAGAGGCAAACGGAAGCCAGCAGUACCUGGGACUGAGUCGGCCGUGGCUAUGGGGGCUCACUUGGCCCGCCGGUAUUUAGGGGAAUCGGAGCUAGAGCCCGACCCGUCCGGCGCGUCCACCUUCGAUCCCCUCUUUGGCUUCCCCGAGCGCAAGGCACGCGUGAUGGUAGCAACACAUAAACAGAUGAAUGAUGCCCAGAUUCCUUACAAGUUCCGGGAUUAUUGUGCCCAUCAUUACAUAAUGUGGCAGAAGUGCAAACGUGACAAAUUUCCUAAUUCCAUCAUAGGGUGCAAACAUGAGGAGCAUCAGUGGAAGUACUGUGAGCAUCUGGAUUACGUCAUGCGCAUGAAGGAAUUUGAACGAGAACGGCGUUUGCUGGCUAGGAAGAAGCGCAUUGAAGAAAAGGCAAAAGCAGGAGCAGAAUCCUAACUAGUUUUGGGUGCUUCUCCUCUCAGAAGAAACUUCUGGACUUGAUAUAUUGAAAACAAUAAAAACAUUAUUCUGCAGUUGGGUCUCAGCUGUUGGCUGUGGUUCCUACAAUGAAAUGAAUGAAUGCCCAUCUUGGACCUACAGCUAAUAAAUGUUCAUACAUGUCAA